Molecule: messenger RNA, 1169 nt
Organism: Odontomachus brunneus
Lineage: Eukaryota; Metazoa; Arthropoda; Insecta; Hymenoptera; Formicidae
Exons: 5
Coding region: 113-634 (173 amino acids)
Source: RefSeq, a predicted model, not a curated record
CGUCAGUCUGCGCGCAGAUUGCUUACUGAGAUUAUAUAUACUACAUAUAUUAUAGAUUUUCAGUACUGGCAGUGAAUACAGAACGCAGUUGCAUAAGUAUAUAUUGUAUUAUAUGAACUUAUUUAGAUUAUCUCGAGAAGCAGCAAGACAAUUAUGUCUGGAUUUAUUACCCUAUCUACCUCCGAAAAGAAAAGCAAUAACAAUUCCUCCUGAAUUAAAGAUUUUAACAUGUCUAAGUUUUUUCGCUUCUGGCUCAUAUCAACGUCGUAUCGGCCAGGAUUUUCUGUCAUGUAUGUGCCAAGCGUCGAUAUCUGGAACGAUUCAUAGCGUUGUACAAGCAUUAAAUCAAAUUAUGAGACAAUGGAUUCAAUUUCCAAUAGAGGAUUUUGAUAUAGAGUUUUUGAUUCACUGUAAUUUCCCGGGAGUAAUAGGUGCUACAGAUGGUACACAUAUAGCUAUUUGGCCUCCAGAGAAAGAAAGGGAACAUUUAUAUAUAAACCGGAAAUUAUAUCAUUCACCAAGUGUCAUGAUAGUUAGCGAUUUCAAUGGAAAAAUAUUAGCAGUCAAUAGUGCACAUGGAGAAAAACUCACGAUUCACGUGUGUGGAAUACUUCAGUUAUAUCGUUACAUUUAGAACAACAAUUUUUUAAUGGAAGAAGAAAUUUUUGGCUAUUAGGAAAUUCAGGAUAUCCAUUAUUACCUUACCUCAUGACCUCAUGAAAUUAAGGCAACGUCCAGGAACACCAUCAAGUCGUUACACUGAUGCUCAUAUAAGGACUCGAAGUAGCGUAGAACGAGCUAUUGGAAUGCUGAAAGGUCGGUGGAGAUGUCUCAGAAAAGAAAGAACUUUGCAUUACUCUCAGAAUUUGCUGGUAAGAACUAUAUAUUUGUACAAAUAUACAUACUUUUAUAUAUUUUUAUAUAUUACAUUUAAAUUAUUAAAAUAUUAAUAAAUGUUAUGAUUUCAGCUCUUAUUAUUAACGCUUGCUUCGUGUACAGAAUAUUGCCAAAUUUUAUAAUGUUCAUCAGCCGGAGAUUUAUUUUGAUGAAAUAGAUAGAGAGCAAAGAAAUAUAAUAAUUAAUGACCAAGCAAACAAUGGCAACGAAAUUCGAGAAAAUAUCAUACGCUUACAUUUUACUUAAAAAAACAAAUAAAUGGGACAAAUUAA